Paramuricea clavata is the source of this 3777-nucleotide messenger RNA. The record is from the annotation of a GenBank genome assembly. Lineage: Eukaryota; Metazoa; Cnidaria; Anthozoa; Malacalcyonacea; Plexauridae.
AUGGCGACUGAUUUAGGCAAAGCUAAAGGUAGACUCGCCGGUCUUUCAGCUUAUUUAAAAAUUCUUUUACAAGAACUAGACCAAUAUGUUUCUUCUGAAGACUGUGAGCAAGCGAAACUUUUGGGGUUGAGAAAUACUGUUUCGAGUAUUCUUGAACAAUUGGCUGUUGUUCAUAAUGAAAUUAUUAACAUGCUUGAUCCAAAAGAAAUAGAGGCUGCAGUUGUCGAACAUAUGAAAGAGUUAGAACCCAGCUAUCAUGUUUUGGCGAAAGUAGACUUAAGGCUAGCUGCGUUUAAUCAAAGUACGAAGCCAAUAAAUACCUUAGGCGCUUCAUAUGGUAAUAACGUUCAGGCGCAGGGCAGCGCAGUGCAUUGUAGAUUACCUAAAAUGCAAUUACCAGAGUUUUCAGGAGACCCACUGGCAUGGCAAGGGUUUUGGGACCAAUUCCAAGUAGCAAUUCAUAGUAACACACGUAUAAGUGACAUAGACAAAUUUAAUUACUUAAAGGGAUGUUUGAAAGGGGAAAGUUUAUCUGCUGUAUCAGGUUUAACUUUGAACUCAGAAAACUAUCAGGAAGCAAUAGAAAUUUUGAAAGGCAGAUUUGGAAAUGAACAAAUCUUAAUAUCUGCUCACAUGGAGUCACUAUUGAGGAUCAGUAAGAUAGCAUCUAGGGAUAAUAUUAAAGAGCUAAGGAUGCUUUAUAAUCAUGUAGAGAGUUGUGUAAGAAAUUUGAAAUCCCUUAAACUUGACACAUCUGGUUACGGCUCAUUGCUAAUUCCAAUCUUAAAAGAUAGAUUGCCUGACGAAAUUACCAUGAUUAUUUCCAGAAAAUUUGGCGAGGAGAUCUGGACACUUGAUAAAGUCAUGGAAUAUUUUAAUAGUGAGCUUCGAGCGCAAGAGAAUUGUAGUGCAUCCACUUCGAAUAGAUCUAUCCAGAAAGAAUCCCAAAGGAAGGGGGGAUAUUAUACUACUAGUGGUUUGUUUGGUCAGACCAAUAAGGUUGCAUGCGUGUAUUGUGGCAAGGAGGGACAUUCAUCAUCCAAAUGCAGUAGUGUUUCGAAUUGCCAAUCCCGAAAGGCCAUUCUCCGUAGAGACAAAGCGGUGUUGUAUAUGCUUAGAUACUGGACAUAUUGCCAAAAAUUGUAAGUCCCAUUACUUAUGUAGGAAGUGUAAGACUGGCAAGCACCAUAUAUCCAAAUGCGAACAUACACCAGCAGAUCCCCAGGUAUAAAUCGGGAGGAAGAUAAGAACGCAACAACUAAUGAUAACAAGGGUUUUGUGGUACAUGCUGUGAUAAAAGCGGUAUACUAUUGCAGACAGCUAUAGCGGAUAUAUUACCUACAGAUGACAGUGUGCACGUCUAGACUAGAAUUUUAUUUGACAGUGGCAGUCAGAGGUCGUAUAUAUCUGACAAGGUUAGAAGUACACUGAAAUUGAAGGCAAUUAGAGUGGAGAAAGUUGUAAUCAAAACCUUUGGGCAGGCUGAGAGUAGUGAGGUACAGGAACUUGAUGUAGUUCAACUUAAGUUUAGAAAUAAAGGUGAUGCUAGAUUUACAUUUGUAGAAGCCCUAUGUCUCCCAACCAUAUGUAGUCCGCUGACACAUCAGCCCCUGUCAAGUGUGCAUCAAUUACCAGAAUUUGCAGGUUGGAAUUUGCUGACUUUGAGCACAAGCAACACCAAAAUCUUCUGGUCGGCAUUUUGAUUGGCAUCGAUUUUUACCAUGUCUUUAUAACUGGUAAGGUUAUAAGAAGUAAAUUAGGCCCUGUUGCAUGUAAAACUAGAGUGGGAUGGGUACUUAGUGGUCGAAUUGGCUCAAGUGCAUCAGAUAUGCAUUGUUUUGAAAUGCAUUUGCUACGUGCUUUGGUGGAGCAGUCAGAGUCAGACAUAAGCUUACGGCAAGAACUGGAUAAGUUUUGGAAUGUGGAGAGCAUAGGCACUAAAACUGACAGUGUUGUUGACCAAUUCGAAAAUGACAUUAUUCAUGACGGAACUAGGUACAUCACAAAAUUACCAUUUAAACCUGAUCAUGAGGUGCUCCCUGACAAUUUUAAGGUUUGUGAAGGACGGCUUAAAUCACUAAAGAAUAAGUUGGUUGCAAGUAACAUUUUGCAUGAGUACAAUCAAAUAUUCUUGGAGUAUGAAGAAAACGGUAUAAUAGAGCGUUUCAUCAGCUGAGGUUGCAAGGGAAACAGGGCAGGUACACUACCUUUCCCAUAGGCCGGUUAUACGUAAUGAUAAACAGACUACCAAGAUAUGCGCAGUAUUUGAUGCCUCAUGUAAAGUCAGUGGUCCUUCUUUAAAUGAAUGCCUUUAUUCAGGUCCUAACCUGAUAGCUAAGACUUUUGACAUUUUACUUAGGUUUAGAUUGAAUAAGAUUGGGGUAUUAGCUGACAUAAAACAAGCUUUUCUAAAUGUUGGUAUAGAUGCACAGCAUAGAGACUACCUUAGAUUUUUGUGGUAUGAUUUGCAAGCUGAGGAUGAGCAGGUAGUAAUUUACAGGUUUUCAAGAGUAGUUUUCGGAAUUACGAGUAGUCCAUUUUUAUUGAAUGGGACCAUACGACAUCACCUCAGUAAUUACUUAGAGAAAGAAAGAGAAAUAGCACAGCAAGUUAUAGAUGAUCUUUAGGUUGAUGAUUUGGUUAGUGGCUGUAAUAAACUUGAGGAGGGUAAAGCCCUAUACGAUAGAAGUAAGGCAAUUUUAUCUGAAGCCGGUUUUAAUUUGCACAAAUGGGUCACCAAUGACAAAGAAUUAGCAGGGUACAUUGCGUCAAGGGAAAACGGAGACUACAAUUUACUAGGUAACGAUAAUGACAUGACUUAUUUUGAGGCAACGUCACCAAACAUCACUGUCGAGCAUCAAGUUGUUUUAGGUGUAGGGUGGGACACAACAUCUGAUAAUUAAUUUUUCGUUUCGUCGAUUUGAUUUCAAAAUGUGCCACCGUUAAACACACAAAAAGGAAUAUGUUGAGAUUUCUGCUUCUAUUUUCGACCCAUUAGGUUUCAUUGCUCCAGUCACUGCCAAAAUCAAAACCAUUUUCAGUUGUCUAUCAGGGUGCGGUCCAUGUUUGUUUUUAGCUUCAAAAACUAAGGUAGCUCCCUUAAAAACACUCACGAUUCCUCGGUUAGAACUCUUGGGGUGCUUACUCCUUAGCAAAUUAAUUUGUGAAGUACUCAUAGGAGUUGAAAACCGAAUUAAUUUGCAUGAUAUAUUCUGUUGGACUGAUUCCAAGGUUGUUCUUUGUUGGGUUAAUGGGAAGGAGAAGAUUUGGGAGCCUUGGAUUGAGAAUAGGGUUGUGGCUAUAAGGAAAGUGGUGGAUCGUGAGAAGUGGCAUUUUGUUAGGGGUGAGGUAAAUCCUGCCGAUAUCCCUACUCGACUGUCUUCAAAAUUUAAAAGAUUGUUUUUCGGGCUGUUGGUUUAAGGGACCUUUCAUGUUGUUGUCACAGGAGUUGGAAGUUAUAGGGUAAAAGCUAGUUGUGGUAACGAAAACUCUUUGGUUGGGAGGGUUGAUGUAGAAGUUCCUACUGAAGUUGUCAACUUCAGUAACACGACAGAGAAGGUCACGCCUAACAACAGCAGAUGUUCAAUUAGUGCUGUCAUUGAUUGCACUCGUUACAGCUCAUUGAAGAAAAUGCUACUAACAACUGGCUACGUAAUGCGAUUUGUGAACAAUUUAAAGAAGCGAGUGAGAAAAGUUGAUGGUGAUAUCGUCAAUGAUAGUGUACUGACAGUCGAUGAAUAUAAUAAAGCUUUAGAGAUGUGGAUAAAGGAAGAGUAG